CUUGUCCAAUCAGCGCGCGGCACCGUUGUUUGCCUUGCUUUUUGAAUUAAGCUCAAACAGCAAGAGGAUAAUUUCUUGGAAACAACAGAAAGUAGUUUGCUAACCCACUAAAGCAGCUACGUUCCGACAAUUGGUGUUAUUUUCACGUGUAAAGCUGAACGUGCGCUGACACUAGACAUGAGAUUUAACGGAGAGAUGUUAUAGAUUUUUUUGAAGAGUGUUUUGGACCGAAGACGGGGCCUUGCUUACUAGCUAACGCCAGUUAAGUGAGUUUAACGUUAUUCAGUUUAGCUGUUCAAAAGUCAGAUUAGUUUCGAUAGCUUCUUUUUCUGUUAUUCGUUUAAUUAAGGAACCCGCCACCAAACAGUUGUUUGGACAGUUGGUGCCUCCUCAGGUUCCUGCCAUGGCUGACAGCAGCAUAGUGACUUUAGGGACGGCUCGGAGUCUGUUGGUGGAUUCUUCGGUCUAUGACUCCAGGAUUGCUGAAACCACUAAGGACCAUGCGUUUCUGAGCAUGGCAUUCGAAGAUGGAGAAGAUAUGCUGCCGAAAGUGCAGACAAGGGUCGUUCUGGUGGGAGAAGCUGGCAGAAAUGGAGCACUGGUGAAAGCGCUGCAGGCCAUCAGUGUAAUGGAGGUACCGGUGGUAAAGAUAAGAGAAGGCGAGGCGGGUGCUGAAGAGAAAACGAUGAUAAAAUCUAUAGUCAAUAUGGACAUCAACACCCCGUGCAUAAUGACAGACAACGUCCAGGAGUUUGGAGAUGGAGAGAACACAGAAUUUGAGACUGUGUUCGUCCUCACAGACUUUCAGUCGUCUGAUUACCACUACCUCUACAAGCAUGACAACCGCAUUGUUGGUCCUCCUGUUGUGCUGCACUGUGCUAUGAAGAAAGAACCUCUACAGUUUUCAUGUCGUCCUCUUUACUCCACCACCAUGCUUAACCUGUCGCUGUGCUUCACCGGCUUCAGAAACAAAGAGGAAAUGAAGAACUUAGUGAAUCUUGUUCAUCACAUGGGUGGGAUCAUCCGGAAAGACUUCAGCACCAAGGUUACACAUCUUAUUGCCUACUCCACGCAUGGGGAGAAAUAUAGGCUUGCAGUGUGUAUGGGGACGCCCAUCCUCACUCCAUCAUGGAUUCAUAGGGCCUGGGAGAGAAGAGAUGAUGUGCACUUCCAUGCUGGAGAUGAGGAAUUUCGAACACAGUUCAAAGUGCCUCCCUUCCAGGACUGUAUCCUCAGUUUUUUGGGUUUCUCAGAGGAUGAGAAGGCCAACAUGGAGGAGAGGACUCUUAAACAUGGUGGCAGGUACCUUGAGGUUGGAGAUGAGGAUUGUACACAUGUGGUAGUGGAGGAGAACUCGGUUAAGGAGCUGCCAUUUUCUCCAUCCAAACAACUCUUUGUGGUCAAACAAGAGUGGUUCUGGGGAAGCAUUCAGAUGGAUGCUCGAGCCGGAGAGUCCAUGUACCUCUAUGAGAAGAGCGAUAGCCCAGCCAUGAAGAAGGCAGUUUCUCUCCUGUCCCUCACCACCCCCAACAGUAAUCGUAAGCGUCGACGUCUGAGGGACACACUGGCUCAGUUCACCAAAGAGACUGAGAUUUCCCCCUUCCCUCCACCACGCAAAAGGUCAUCAGCAGAGCACUCCCUAUCCAUGGGUUCUCUGCUAGACAUCUCUAACACCCCUGAGACAUGCAAGUCCUUCUCAGACAGAGUAGGAAACUGUUCUGAGAGCAACAGAGGAUAUACUUUGACCAGGAAUAGGAUGAGAAGAAGGAAAACCAGGGAAAGGAAGGUUAGGACAGACAGGGGUGAGUGGAGGAAAAGAUCCUACCUGAUUACAAGUACUCUUCAACAACUAGAGGUGGAGCAGCAGCAGCCAGGAACUUCUACAGAGAGCUCAAAGCCAUCCAAGAGUUCAACUCCAGUUCUCUCCAAGCAGUCAGCCAGGUGGCAGGUCUCCAAGGAACUUUACCAGACUGAGAGCAACUAUGUAGACAUUUUAAGCACCAUCCUACAGCUUUUCAAAUUCCCACUGGAAAAAGAGGGGCAGGUUGGAGGACCCAUCCUGGCCCCAGAAGAAAUUAAGACAAUAUUUGGCAGCAUUCCAGACAUCUAUGAGGUUCACACCAGAAUAAAGAGUGACCUUGAGGAGCUCCUGACAGACUGGUCGGAGGACGGCAGUGUUGGGGACAUCAUCCUUAAAUAUUCUAAAGAGCUGGUGAAGGCUUACCCACCCUUUGUCAACUUUUUUGAAAUGAGCAAGGAGACUGUCGUUCAGUGUGAGAAACAAAAACCACGCUUUCAUGCUUUUCUCAAGAUCAACCAGGCCAAGCCAGAGUGUGGCAGGCAGACACUAGUGGAGCUGCUCAUCAGACCUGUACAGAGACUGCCUAGUGUGGCCCUUCUUCUUAAUGACAUAAAGAAACAUACGUCCAAUGACAACCCAGACAAGAUAAGACUGGAGAAAGCAAUUGAGUCUCUGAAAGAAGUCAUGACUCACAUCAAUGAGGACAAGAGGAAGACUGAAAGCCAGAAGCAGAUCUUUGAUGUUGUGUAUGAAGUUGAUGGCUGUCCUGCCAACUUGCUGUCCUCCCAUCGCAGUCUCGUUUACCGAGUUGAAACAAUUGCCCUGGGAGACCAGCCAUGUGACCGUGGAGAACAUGUUACGUUGUUCCUCUUCAAUGACUGCCUUGAGAUUGCAAGGAAGCGUCACAAGGUGAUGAAUACAUUUAAGAGUCCAGUGGGACAGACAAGACCACCACCACCAUUCAAACACAUUGCACUGAUGCCGCUGUCCCAGAUUCGAAGAGUGCUGGACCUGCAGGACACAGAGGAGUGCGUGAAUGCAUUCGCCUUGGUGGUUCGCCCUCCGACUGAACAUGAGAACUUGUUGUUCAGCUUCCAACUGGCUGGAGAGGAAACCGUUAAAACCAUCUGGCUGCGAACACUUUGCCGUCAUGUUGCCAACACCAUCUGCAGGGCUGAUGCUGAGGACUUGAUUCAGUGCACAGACCCAGACUCACUCCAGGUCAGCACUAAGGAUAUGGACAGCACCCUGAGCAAAGCCUCCAGGGCCAUUAAGAAAACGUCCAAAAAGGUGACGAGGGCAUUUUCUUUCAGUAAGACCCCGAAGCGUGUAAUCCAGAGGGCGUUCAUGGCCAACAGUACUCCAGACGAAAAAUGCCAGAGGCUGUGUUGUGAAAAUCGAAUCGGCAGCAGCGCCACUCUGGCUGCACACCAUUCCCCCUCCAUGGUCAAUCUGCCUUCCAUAUUUGAAAAGAAGUACCACACAUUCAGUCGUUCGACCACCCACCUCCUCUGAGAGUCUUCUUUUUGGGAGCACCAGCAUGGGUUGACCUAUCUCUUCUUUUUUGCCUUGACUGCCACAAACAGCAAGAUCUGACUGGGCAGGUCUGUGUGUAUAAAGUUAAAGCUACAUUUAGUAUGGUAAACUUGCAUUUGUCCAUACUGGAUCUCUUCACAGACUUCCCAAAUUGAGAAGAAAUUGCAUGUAGCCACAUUCUGAAAAAUGCACUGAAGCCAGGGACGGCAUUCUGCCAGUAUCAGAACUGUCUGCCUGCUUCCUGUAGUGGCUAAUUAGGGGUUAAAGAAUAAACCCAACUGUUCAUAACUGUGAAGUCUGUCAUGUCAUGUAUCCAGCUAAAAUCGGUGUAUGUUACUGAGAAAAUAGCAUUUCUGAUCUGCACAAUGCACAAGUUAGGUGCAUCCAAACAUACAUCAUGCUUGUAUUAAGACUCUCACUAAGAGCCAACUGGAAUGGUACUACACUGUGAUAGGGGCUAUAUGUGCAUGCUUACCACAGGAUCUGGUAAGGUUUGCCUUACCCUUAAAAAAUGAAGGAUUGCCUACUGUUUUUCUUUGUGUAUUGACAUAAUUUGUUUUUAAAUGUUCCUUACCAGACAUCUAUCACAUUUUAUAUUCACGUUGUCUGUUCAGAUUCCUGAUUUGUCGCCGUUAAAUGAAGUGUUAACGCUACCUGUAAGCCAAGGAAACAAAAUGUCAUCCUGAGGUUUAAAUGGGGGUUUCCCAGGAUGCUAGUUUUACUUCAGUCUGCUUUUGGCAAGUAAAUUAAUAAAGAUAAAAGGUAACAAAUGCAGGAUGUUAAGCUCUUUGAGUUUUAUGUUCUGGGUAAAAUUUCAGGGUUGCCCUCUCUUGCCCUUUUCUGUCAUGGCUAUUUUUAACUUUGUAAGCGACAUAUUAACUGACACUUAAGGUUAUUUUAUUGUAGCAGUAUAGAUUCAAUUUCACAUAUAGUAUUGUAUAUUGUAAUUAAUCCACCUUCCUUGUGUAAACCUUUCUUUGCUUCCAGCUUUUAUAAAGCUCUGAUAUUAACAUUUUAAGAGAUUUGGAUGAGAGGAAUAAAAGCACAUGCUCUUCUUCCCUGUACACCUGUCCACAUUUUAAAAGAUGUUUACAGUGUGUCUACAUUGUCUGUGUUCAAGAAGGGGAUGCUGCUUCAGUGUAAAUAUUUAUCCUUGAUCAGUUUUAUGCCUGUUCUAUUUUUUCUCCACUUUUAUAACUGUUGUUUCUCUAAUGCAGUUUUCAUUCACUUGUAUGCAGCCUUUUGUCUCUGUAUUAAAUGCACUUAAUCCAU
Messenger RNA from Monopterus albus (swamp eel), 4609 nucleotides. RefSeq names its product epithelial cell transforming 2 (gene ect2). Gene Ontology annotation, molecular function: guanyl-nucleotide exchange factor activity; GTPase activator activity. Gene Ontology annotation, cellular component: nucleus; cell cortex. NCBI's taxonomy places the organism in Eukaryota, Metazoa, Chordata, Actinopteri, Synbranchiformes, Synbranchidae. The transcript is spliced from 26 exons. The coding region runs from base 404 to 3316 and encodes 970 amino acids. The record is from RefSeq and is a predicted model, not a curated record. Gene Ontology annotation, biological process: regulation of cytokinesis, actomyosin contractile ring assembly; activation of GTPase activity; intracellular signal transduction.